Molecule: messenger RNA, 646 nt
Organism: Funneliformis caledonium
Lineage: Eukaryota; Fungi; Glomeromycota; Glomeromycetes; Glomerales; Glomeraceae
Source: the annotation of a GenBank genome assembly
AAACUUUAGAUCCCCUUUGGCAAAUAUCGAAAUUACCGCUGCUCUUGUCGCAAGUGGCUUCAUUGCCACGUCUGUUUGGGCACAUGUUAGAAAUAAAAACGAAAAAGAUAAGGAAAAUUCUAUUGUGGUAAACUUAUCCAAGAAUUUACCCAAAACUUCAAGCAAUGCCAAAGGAUUAAAGUAUCUCUUGGAAUCUGAUAACGUGCAGGAUGUUACGACUUCUUCAUCACCAAAACACAUAGCCAAAAGGUACAAAACGGAAGAAAGGGAACCCGUUACAACCGACAUUUCUUUUAUAUCGGCUCGACACUUUGAUGCUCAAAUUACAACGAAAGUACGUGGAACUGUUCAAAAUAACCCACAAUCAAAUGAAAGUUCUUUAUCAAGAUUAUCAUCGCAGCUCGGAAUCAAAAGUCAUGACAAAGAAUGUAUUUCUCAAAAUGAUCAUAAACCGAAACGUUCAAGCAAAUCAAGUAGACAAUUGAUAGCGCAAGCCAACAUGGUUUCAUUUCCGGUAGAAACAGCCACAGACGUAUUAAUUGAAUUUCGAUGUUGUCACGAUCAUGUAUUGGCCUUUAUUGGACAAGAUUUGAUCGAAUUUGAAGACUAUGAUGAAGAGGAUGAUCUUCGUCAGUUAUUGACCUAA